Nycticebus coucang (slow loris) is the source of this 2706-nucleotide messenger RNA. RefSeq names its product reprimo like (gene RPRML). NCBI's taxonomy places the organism in Eukaryota, Metazoa, Chordata, Mammalia, Primates, Lorisidae. Bases 258 to 620 code for a protein of 120 amino acids. The transcript has a single exon. The record is from RefSeq and is a predicted model, not a curated record.
AAGGAGCCUGCAACCGCGACGCGCGCUCUGUUCUACUGCUCCAGCUUUCGCGCAGCCUGUUGCUACUCCGUACCUCUUCUUGCCGGGUGCCCAGGGUAGGUGGCCCGAGAGUGCCGGAGCCCAGGCAACCUCCCGCCUUUCUCCCCUUCCGGCGCACGAGUCCCUCCGACUACCCGGAGCGUUCUGGAGAGCGCGGACCACAGCGAGCUCCCGGAGCGCCGCGGACAGCGCGCCGAGACCCCAGGCGCCGCACGGCAAUGAACGUGACCUUCCUGAACCACAGCGGCUUGGGGGAGGUGGGCGACGUGGGCGCGAGCUCUGGGGAUGUCUUGGGUAACCGCAGCCACGGGCUGGGCACGUGGCUGGGCUGCUGCCCAGGGGGCGCACCGUUGGCUGCCAACGACGGUGUCCCCGCGGGGCUGGCACCCGACGAGCGCAGUCUGUGGGUGUCGCGCGUGGCGCAGAUCGCAGUGCUCUGCGUGCUGUCGCUCACCGUGGUCUUCGGCGUUUUCUUCCUGGGCUGUAACCUCCUCAUCAAGUCGGAGAGCAUGAUCAACUUUCUGGUGGAGGAGCGCCGGCCCUCCAAGGAUGUGGGCGCCGCCAUCCUGGGGCUCUACUGAACGCCACCCUGGCUUAUCCGCGCCAGCGCCGCUGCAAGAAGGACGAGGGAGACUAGGACUCUUGUCCCCCUCUCUGGGCUCUGCCGCCACCUCCAGGCAGGUAGCUCAAGGGGCAGCGACGUGCCUUGGGGCAUCUGGGCUGGGGACACAGCGGGACUUGCGGCGACGGCGCGGGAAGGGACUUCCAUGCCCGGCUCGGUCCUCUGUGCGCUAAAGCGUUGGAGGGUGGGAGGUUGGGGGAUGAGGGUUCUUAGCAGUUUUAUAUAUUUAAAAAAAAAGUUCGGGGCAGUGGCGGGGGUGGGGGCGGUAUGGGAUGCAAUUCGGGGCCCAGGUCGCUAGCGUGGGAGUUUUGUGUGUGUUGAUAGGUGUAAGGUAGAGGCGGGUUCCAAGCAGGAUGGGGGGAGCAUGGUUGAAGAUCUGGAGAAUCCGAGUCGCUCAGUCGCUUGUUUGGCCUGAUUUUGCAAUUUGAAAGAUAUCUUGUAAUAAAACUGCAAUCGGAGAGCUUCGGGUUUCAACUUCCCACCCGCCCGCGCGUGUAUGUCUGUGUGUGUGUGUGUGUGCGCGCGCGCGUGCGUGUGUUAGGGCGUGUGCUGGCGGGGCGGAGGGAGGAGUGUACCCUAGUGGCGGGCACUUUGAGCCUGCUGGGAAGAAUUUAGCCCCUUGUGGGGACAUCAGGCUAAGAAGCAGCUGGGCGCUCCAGGCCGGGCCUGGCCGGAGUGCAGAGAUGAAACAGGAACUGUUUUCCACGCCGACAGAGGCAGGUCCUGUGCGGCAUCCAGCGGGUGAGAUUAAUUAAACCAUUGGAAAUUUGAGUCUUCUGUGAGAUGACAUAAAAUCAGUGAGUUGAGUCCAAAAGAAGGAAAACAGUAAAUUAGAUCAAGAUAGUGAACAAGGAAAAUUCAGUUCAGCACAGGGGGAAAAGUUAGAUACAGUUAAAAAUAUUGUAAAGCCAAAAAGCCCCACCUAAGGGCUUGUAGGGGCCACCCUUAGAAUAGGUGAGUAGGGGAAGAAAUUCCAUUAUUGCUUCUGGGGGAGGGGGCAGCUGUUUGUGGUGAGGAGGGCCAGGGUGAAAAUGACCUCCCACUGCAAGUGUCUUCAGUUGUCUUGGAACUUCCCAUUACCAGAUGCCCCCAUCUGCCCCAACACCAGCCACUUCCAGCAGGUGCUAACUUCGCUUAGCCUCAGGCAGGGAGAACCUUGGCACUUGCCAGCCAAAGGGGAGGGGUGGCUCUUCCAGAGUGCUGGAGCCAGGGUGUCCAAGGAGAGAAAGCUGGGCUUUGUGGCCUGUGCCUACACCCCUUAGCCCUAGUACCCAGGCCACUCAGGCUCCCUGGUACUUGGAAGACUUUGGAGGAGUGCGCUAAUGGGUUUCUCCCUGGCUUCCCGGAGUGGAAGCGAGGGAGAACGAGGAAGAAGAUGGCUGAAUCCUUAGCUGGCUUGGGGAACAGAAGUGCCAUCUCCCCUCUUUGACACUAGUUCCUUUAGGGAUGGGGUUGGCAGGGAAUGUGUCUUGAAAGCAUCCCCUCCCUCCCCACCCCACUGCCCCAGUCUCAGACCUGGAAGGAUUUAUUCCAUUGGACAGGACAGGCUAGUAAGGUCUGAGGCCAGGUGUCUGUAGGGUGAACCCCACAAAGUGGAGAGUGUUCUACUGAUGGCCUGGCGUAACUUGUGGGGAGCCCAGCCUGAUGUGUGGAGAGCAGCCUUGAAUGCUUCAGGUGCUGGGACAUCUGGCUCACGUGCACAGGUAGUGCAGGUGUCUGCACCACUACUCCAGUCUACUACUGCAGCCCAGCUGCUCCAAUGUCCUGGAGAACAUCACUCACACAGCAAAACUCCAAAUGACUGGAAACGGGCUGCAGGGGGAGCACAGGCUUUGACACUUUUCUGCCUGGUCAAGGUAGAGUGAACACUAUGAGAACUUUCAUCUAAUAAAAUGGAUCUGCUGUGAAAUGUUACCGGGUGAGAGGAGAGUAAUGCAAGAGUUAAAUUUUCUGAAUUUGCUAAAAAAGGAAAGGCUUUGUGGGGAAGCUUUGCAUGAUUUUCUCACUAUUAAAAAACACAGUGAAGACAUUUCUGUGUACUCGCA